CGCUGCUCCGCCUGCGACCACUAGACUUCUGCCCUGCUGGCGCACGGAGAUUUUGGACCUUCCAGGGACGCGCCCGCGGCGCGCUCCGCCCCGGAAACACGCCCCCAGCCGCCUUGGCGCGCUUUAGGAACGGUCUCUUUUGGUUCUUGUGUGUUUUAUAUGAUCCCAGCAGCGUCCGGACCUCGGUUCUCGCGCUCUCAACCCCUGACUCCGCGCAGCGAUGAGCAGGACCCGCGAGGAGGUGGACGCGACCCUGCAGAUCGCCAAGCUGAACCCCGCCGAGCUGCUGCCGGCCGUGCACUGCCUGGGCUUUCGCCCCGAGGCCAGCGCCGCCGCCGCCGGCGACUUCUGCCUCCUGGAGCUGGAGCCCGCGCUGUGCCAGCAGCUGGAGGCGGGAAGCAGCUUUGUGAUUCGUGGUGAUAAAGAUGAGCCAGCUAUACUGUGCAGUAAAGACAAAACAUAUGACUUGAGGAUAGCAGACACUUCCAAUAUGUUGCUUGUAAUUCCUGGUUGUAAAACUCCAGACCAGCUGAAGAUGGAAGAGGCACACUGUAACAUCAUUCACACUGAGAUCUUUGGUUUUUCUAAUAAUUAUUGGGAAUUAAGAAGAUGUAGACCUAAAUUAAAGAAGCUGAAGAGACUUUUGAUGGAGAAUACCUACGAAGGACCUGACAGUCAAAAAGAAAAGGAUUCAAAUUGCUCAAAAUAUACAACUGAAGAUUUGCUUGAUCAAAUUCAGGCAAGUGAAGAAGAAAUAAUGGCCCAAUUACAAGUUCUAAAUGCCUGUGAGAUUGGAGGUUAUUGGAGGAUUCUUGAAUUUGAUUAUGAGAUGAAACUUCUGAAUCAUGUAACUCAGCUUGUGGAUUCCGAAUCUUGGUCUUUUAGUAAAGUUCCUUUGAGUAUAUGCCUUCAGGAACUUGGACCAUUAGAGCCAGAGGAGAUGAUCGAACACUGUCUUAAAUGUUAUGGAAGGAAAUAUGUAGAGGAAGGUGAAGUUUAUUUUGACUUGAGUGCUGAUAAAAUAUGCAGAGCAACAGCACAAAUGUUACUUCAAAAUGCAGUGAAAUUCAAUCUCGCUGAGUUUCAAGAAGUGUGGCAACAGAGUGUUCCUGAAGGAAUGAUAACGAGGCUUGACCAGCUUAAGGGUUUAGCCUUGGUGGAUAGACACUCGAGACCAGAAAUCAUAUUUUUGCUAAAAGUAGAUGAUUUACCGGAGAAUGAUCAGGAACGUUUUAAUAGUCUAUUCUCUCUAAGGGAGAAGUGGACAGAAGAAGACAUUGCUCCCUAUAUUAAGGAUUUGUGUGGAGAGAAGCAAACCAUAGGUGCACUGCUCACUAAAUAUGCACGAUCUUCAAUGCAAAAUGGUGUUAAAGUUUAUAACUCAAGAAGACCCAUUUCUUAAAAGAACAACAGCUAUUCCUUUGGUACUAAAGUUGUUAUAUGAAGUUGCUGGUUAUAAGAAAAAGAUUCUUUUCUGUACUUGUAUCCCAGAUUUUUAAAAACCUAGGGCUUUGAGUCACUUUUCUCCUCAUCUUAAACAUUUUGAAACCACUGCUCUACUUUUUUUUGUAAAUGUAAUAGGAUAUUUCUGUAUUUUUUAAGUUAUAUUUGUAUUAUGUACACAGUGUAUACAAUGUAACAAGGACAAAAGAAAGUAUGUUUAUAUUCUUAUGUUUAGUUUAUUUCUAGUCUAUGAUUUUAUUUAUAGAAAAAAAUU
Messenger RNA from Hipposideros armiger (great roundleaf bat), 1717 nucleotides. RefSeq names its product DNA replication and sister chromatid cohesion 1 (gene DSCC1). Gene Ontology annotation, cellular component: chromatin; chromosome, centromeric region; Ctf18 RFC-like complex. NCBI's taxonomy places the organism in Eukaryota, Metazoa, Chordata, Mammalia, Chiroptera, Hipposideridae. The record is from RefSeq and is a predicted model, not a curated record. Bases 221 to 1402 code for a protein of 393 amino acids. The transcript is spliced from 9 exons. Gene Ontology annotation, biological process: mitotic sister chromatid cohesion; maintenance of mitotic sister chromatid cohesion.